This is a messenger RNA of Eublepharis macularius, 3310 nucleotides long. It is a transcript of the gene LDAH, whose product is annotated as lipid droplet associated hydrolase. Gene Ontology annotation, molecular function: lipase activity. The record is from RefSeq and is a predicted model, not a curated record. Gene Ontology annotation, cellular component: lipid droplet. NCBI's taxonomy places the organism in Eukaryota, Metazoa, Chordata, Lepidosauria, Squamata, Eublepharidae. The coding region runs from base 25 to 1056 and encodes 343 amino acids. Gene Ontology annotation, biological process: lipid storage. The transcript has 7 exons.
UCCGCCCGACCUGGGAGAGCUGCCAUGCCCGCCGUGCCGGCUUCAGACAUGCUGGGCGGCGAGCGAGUGACUGGGGCAGAUGCAGGUAAUAAGCCCAUAUUGGAAGAGCAGAUCCCAGUACAUGAAGAUUUCACCAGCAUUUGCGGAGCAGCUACUCAGGUCUUAAAAUGUGGCCCCUGGAAAAAUCUCUGGGAGAAGGAUCAUGUUCCAAAACUAUUACUUUUGGUCAUCCCAGGCAAUCCGGGAUUUGCUGGUUAUUACCGAACAUUCAUUCAAGCUUUGUACUGUGGCCUAAAUCGGCAGUAUCCAGUUUGGAUUGUAAGUCAUGCAGGGCACUGCCGAGUGCCUCAUGACAUGGAAAUCGUUGAAGAGACAGAUAUUAAAGAACUGGAUGAUGUCUUUGGACUUCGUGGGCAAAUUGAACACAAACUCAACUUCCUCAGAAAGAACGUCCCCCAAGACAUAAAGCUUGUGCUCAUAGGCCAUUCGAUUGGUUGUUAUAUUGCCCUUGAAAUGGUGAAGCAAGAACCCAAACUGGAGGUUCUCCGCUGCGUGAUGCUCUUCCCUACAAUAGAGCGCAUGGCGCUGUCCCCUCAAGGAAAGUUCUUGUCACCCCUGCUGUGCCAGCUUCGUUAUAUUCUUUACAUGCCGAUAUUCUUGAUGACUCUUCUCCCGGAAAGAGUUAAAAGUUCCCUCGUGCGCUUUUUGCUACGGGGACUAAAAUACCAAGAUGAAUCUUCAAUAAUGGCUUCUCUAGAUCUGGCUAAUAUGGACUGUAUGGCAAAUGUCAUGUAUAUGGCAAGUCAAGAGCUGAGGAAGGUUGUGGAGAGAGAUAGCGCUACCAUAAGACAGCAUUUAAAGAAGCUAACUUUUUACUAUGGAGUUGAAGACCAGUGGUGCCCUGUGCAAUACUACGAAGAGAUGAAGAUGGAGUUUCCAGAUGGAGACAUCCGACUGUGCGAGAAAGGGAUCCACCAUGCCUUUGUCCUGGAAAACAGCAAGGAAAUGGCUGAUAUGAUCCCAGACUGGCUACAGGAUGAUCUAGCCAGAUUGUAAAUGGGUAAAAUCAACGGUGGGGAGAUGUUACUUGUUUUUUGAAUGUGUUCUUGUCCCUAGAAGGUUUGCACCCUAAUUCUGUCUGUGCAUUGUGGCUUCUUUCCUGUUAAGGGUGUAGUGUGGCAUUAGUGCUGUGCUGCUGACAGAGUCCUGUUGAGCGCCUUUGGUGUGGAUGUAAGUGCCUGUCAUGGAUUUUGUCAAAUGCAAAACCAGAUUUUAAAAAGUGUAUAGUAGUAGCCCAAUGUCAAUGGCUGCCGUAUUUAAAAACUAAAGGCAGAUUUCCCCUGCCCAUGCUGUUAGUGGUGGGGAAAGUGUUGUUUCCCAUUGGUGGAUGGUUUUAUUGAAAACGAGUUCACACAUGCAUAUGGUUGAAACAUCAAGGAAUUAGUUGUGUGAAACAGUCGCAACUAAUCAAGUUCUAUAGAUGGGGCUUUCAGGUCCUCUCAAAUGCAGUACUUGCAAGGGAAGUAAUUUUUGCAUUUACUUGCAGGUCAUUGAGUGCAAGGCGCUUUUUGAGUGACUUGCAGGUAUAAGUGCGAACCAACCACUAAAAUCAAAAUGUUAAAAGUACCACAGUGUGAUGCAGGAAGGUUCUAGCACAUAAAGUAGAUCGCCUGUUGAAAUAUUUUGCUGGGUGGUAGCACUCAGCCCCAAGCCCUAAAUUCCUUUAUUUCUUUAAUUUUUUGUUAAAAAGCCUAUUCUCGGAGAAUAUUGUAAGAUUACUUUUUUUACAAUUACUUAAUUGAAAUGGUUUUUAUAUAAAAUGAGAGAUAUGAAAAAAAAACUUCCUUUAAUACCAUUCCAAAUAAUAUUUCAAACAGUUCAAAGGUAAUAUAAUCCAUAAAUUAAAAAAGAUAUUUUCCCCAUCUCUUUUGUAUCUAAGAGCAGCCUUUAAAAAGAUUCUUUUUAUUUUUAAUCUCUUUUUAAAAUGAUUUUUAAUAGGGUAGAAAAUAAUAGGAAUUGCGGGUAUUCAACCAGCUGUGGACUUUGCAGAACAGAACUCCUCUGUCUUGCUGCAGCCUGCUGAGACCCCCAAAUUUUGUUCAUAGGUCAGGUACAGCAUAUAAGGCUCAAGGCGGAUCUGCAAUGGGAAGGGGCAGUUGACACAAAUCAGUGCCCCCUCUUCUGCAAAUGGAAAUGCCUUUCCAUCAAAGGAGUCACAGGGCUGGAGAUAGUUUCAGUUGGGUAGCUGUAUUGGUCUGUAGUGAAACAGCAAGAUUUGAGUCCAGUAGGAAGACCACAAGACUUUCAGAGUAUACGCUUUGGAGAUAAAGGGACCUUUGAAUCUAGAAAGCGUAUACCCUGAAAAUUUGGUUGGUCUUUAAAGGGCUACUGGACUCAAAUCUGUGAUUGAAGACAGAACUUUCCUGGAUGCUGCUAAGGUCCAGUUCUCACAUGGUGCAGAUGUGGAGGUAAAUCUGUUUUUGAGCCGUGUUCUUUCAGACGGCAGAUGAAGGGUUGCAUUAUCAAAUUAUCCAUACAAAAACACUCCAGAGAAAGGCAGGUAUAUACACAUUAUUGUAUCUCAAUGCUUUAAACUUUUGUUUUGAUGUGGAAAGGCAGCAUAGAAAUGUUUUAAAUCAACAACAUAAAUAAAAUUUAAAUGAAUACGGUAGAAUUGGGUGGAAAGGCAGCAUAUAAAUGUUUUAAAUCAACAACAUAAAUAAAAUGUAAAUGAAUAAGAUCCUUGGACAUAGAAAACUAACAGUUAAUAUUGUUUGUGCAGGCCACCUUUUUGUAUGCAAUUAUGUUCAGACAUGGGUGCCCUCCCCUUCACUUUGAAACAGUUGUUAACCAGGAAUAGGUUUACUUCCUUAUCUGUUUCUGAUAACAUCUGGGCCUGCUGUUAACAAGUAUUCCUUAGCUAACCUCUUCUGAAACAGUUCUUGGUGCUAACAGGGGCUUAAAAACCAUGAAUGCCUAAGAGUUAUUGUAUAAUUCCAGAACAUUUGUAAUGCAGAAAAGCUACCUCCCUGAGCCAAUUGGUGGCUCAUCUCCACCUUCCAAAGUUGUCCUCACGUUCAAACUGCUGAUUUUAACCAGCUGACCUUCCAUAGGUCAAAUUAACCAACGAUUGAUAGGUAUAUUUGGAACUCUUGAUGUUUGUGAUUUUGUUGCAUAGAUUCAGACACUAAAAUGUAACUGUUUUUUACAUUAAGUGCCCAAGCCACAUAAAUGUUCAACAAUCUUUUAGUAUUUCCAUGUACUAUUAAUAUAAUAGAUAUUUAUGUAAUAAUGCUGUGUAGCACUUUCA